Messenger RNA from Nomascus leucogenys (northern white-cheeked gibbon), 1047 nucleotides. RefSeq names its product trace amine-associated receptor 9. The record is from RefSeq and is a predicted model, not a curated record. Gene Ontology annotation, molecular function: trace-amine receptor activity. Gene Ontology annotation, biological process: G protein-coupled receptor signaling pathway. Lineage: Eukaryota; Metazoa; Chordata; Mammalia; Primates; Hylobatidae. Gene Ontology annotation, cellular component: membrane.
AUGGUGAACAAUUUCUCCCAAGCUGAGGCUGUGGAGCUGUGUUAUGAGAACGUGAACGGAUCCUGCAUUAAAACUCCUUACUCGCCAGGUCCUCGAGCUAUCCUCUAUGCCAUCCUUGGUUUUGGGGCUGUGCUGGCAGUGUUUGGAAACUUACUGGUCAUGAUUGCUAUCCUUCACUUCAAACAACUGCACACACCUACGAACUUUCUGAUCGCGUCGCUGGCCUGUGCUGACUUCUUGGUGGGAGUCACUGUGAUGCCCUUCAGCACAGUGAGGUCUGUGGAGAGCUGUUGGUACUUUGGGGACAGUUGCUGUAAAUUCCAUACAUGUUUUGACACAUUCUUCUGUUUUGCUUCUUUAUUUCAUUUGUGCUGUAUCUCUGUUGAUAGAUACAUUGCUGUUACUGAUCCUCUGACCUAUCCAACCAAGUUUACUGUGUCAGUUUCAGGGAUAUGCAUUGUUCUUUCCUGGUUCUUUUCUGUCACAUACAGCUUUUCGAUCUUUUACACGGGGGCCACCAAAGAAGGAAUUGAGGAAUAAGUAGUUGCUCUAACCUGUGUAGGAGGCUGUCAGGCUCCACUGAAUCAAAACUGGGUCCUACUUUGUUUUCUUCUAUUCUUUAUACCCACUGUUGCCAUGGUGUUUAUAUACAGUAAGAUAUUUUUGGUGGCCGAGCAUCAGGCUAGGAAGAUAGAAAGUACAGCCAGCCAAGCUCAGUCCUCCUCAGAGAGUUACAAGGAAAGAGUAGCAAAAAGAGAGAGAAAGGCUGCCAAAACUUUGGGAAUUGCUAUGGCAGCAUUUCUUGUCUCUUGGCUACCAUACAUCAUUGAUGCAGUGAUUGAUGCUUAUAUGAGUUUUAUAACUCCUCCUUAUGUGUAUGAGAUUUUAGUUUGGUGUGUUUAUUAUAAUUCAGCUAUGAACCCCUUGAUAUAUGCUUUCUUUUACCCAUGGUUUUGGAAGGCAAUAAAACUUAUUGUAAGCGGCAAGGUCUUAAGGAGUGAUUCGUCAACAACUAAUUUAUUUUCUGAAGAAGUAGAGACAGAUUAA